Molecule: messenger RNA, 1088 nt
Organism: Frieseomelitta varia
Lineage: Eukaryota; Metazoa; Arthropoda; Insecta; Hymenoptera; Apidae
Product: prostatic spermine-binding protein-like
Exons: 3
Coding region: 157-510 (117 amino acids)
Source: RefSeq, a predicted model, not a curated record
AAUUCGAAACAUGUUUUACCGUUCGAUAAGCCGACACGCUGCCCGAUGACAAUCGAACGGUGACAGCCAGUCUGUCGUUUUCAUUCAGCCAAGACACGUAGUACUCUGCGGUCACACGUUCCCGAGUAACACAUCUGCCCGAAAGUGUCAUCCACAAUGGCCGACAACGAGAACAAUACAGUAGAAGAAUGUGAUAAUGGCAAGAAAUGUUCUAAAGACGAGAAACAUCCGAAUGACGAGGAACAUAUGAACAAUGAAGAACGUUCUGAUGACGGGGAACGUUCUGAUGACAAGGAACGUUCUGAUGACGAGGAACGUUCUGAUGACGAGGAACGUUCUGAUGACGAGGAACGUUCCGGUGAUGAAGAAGAAAAUAACGGAGGCGACAGGAGAUCAGGUCGAAAUAGACGACAAACAAUCAACGUGCCAUUGAGACGCAGAUCUGGAUAUCGUCGGGACAAAACUGGGAAAUUUCAAAAAGUCAUUCGCGACGACCACGACAUGCAAUAGAGUUUCAGCCUGGCAAUGCGAACAUAAAUAUUCGACGAGUAUUAUCGUGUCCAACAGCGAGAACAAAACGGCCAACUAAAUGACAAAUUGCGACAAUAAAUCGCAAAUUACUUCCAUUCAGUUCCUUGCCAACUUUGUAGAAAGAGAAAAUUCGUCGAGUGAAUAUUUCAUCGGAUGCUUAAAACCAAACUUGUAAGAUUAUUCAGUCUCAGAAGAAGUAAAGAGAACUGUGAAAUUGCAUUUCCUAAUUAUGUUUUCUUUCGACUUGUUUUUUAUUUUAACUGUGCACGUGAAAAUGAAAAUUCCUGUUGCAUAAAUAAAAAUGAACGUGCGAGCAAUUACUUUUGCUUAAUUCUUUGUCGACUUCGUAAGAAGAGGAAUUGCCAAUUGAAUUUUUUACUGAUUUCGCGAGUGGAGAAUUAAUGUUUAAAUUGUUUUAAUUGCGGCUGGAAUUGGAUUUCUCAAUUAAUUAUUGUAAUUAUUAUACAAUUAAUCUGUAAAUUACUUCUGUUCAAUUCUCUACCAAUUUUUGUAAACGAAAAGCGUCGCUUUUGUGCGUAGAUUUCUGAAAUCGAUUU